UUUAAGACAGGGAAAAGGUGAAUAAUUUGCUCGUGAUCGGACAUGUGGGUUAUGGCAGCACUGGGGACAGAAUCUGCGUCCAUGACUAUACUACUGUGACUGCCCGCUUUUAGAUCCUUUUCUAUUUUUGCUGUUGUUGUUGCUGUUAACUUGUUUUGGUUAAGCUAUCAGUAAAAAGCUUUUAAAGAUCCAGGUCAAAAUCCAUCAGAAGCCAAGUGCUUUUUCCCCUCCGAUGAAGGACUGGGCAUUUUGCAUUUGAAUCCUGCUUGGCGGGAAGCUGAAGGCAGGUGUCGCGAGGGACGGGGAGGAGCGGCCAGGCCCCGCCAGCCAAUCAGGGUGGGCGGGGGCCUCCCUCCCCUCCUCCGACGACCACGCGCCAAAAUUCCAAACGGACCUCUUGCCCCUACCCGCCGUCUCCCUCCGCCGAGUUUAGUGAGCCGGAACUAUAAGAGAAAAAGAAGCCAGCGUUCUCCCACCACUGCCCGCUCGGGUCCUGAACAUUGUGGGAGCAGGUUCUCCUCAACUGUGGCCCGACGUCCCUACUUACAGACGGCAGGAAAGUUUCGAGCUUGCAGUUGGAGGGUGCCGGCGUGCGCGGGACAGGUGCGGAGGGAUUCUGGGCGCGCGCGCUGCGGUCGCUGGCGCUGAGCUUGUGGCGCCAGAAUUCGGAGCGCGGAAGAGCCGGGCGGUUGUUGCUGCGUGGACCUCGCUCUGGUCUCCCGCAGCGGACGCCCGGGGCAGGAGGCAGAGGAGAUGGUAGUUCUCCGCAGCAGCCUGGAGCUGCACAGCCAUUCCGCCGCCUUGACCACGGACUCCCUGGACCUGUCCAGCAAGUUCUUCAACCUGGCGCAGAUCGGCCGGAGGAAGCUCCGCUCGGCCGGCCCUGUUGAGCGGUCUGCGGGCCUCACGGGCGCCGCGGGCGCUGGGUCUUCAGUUAAGGAAGCCAAAACCUACCAUCAGACGCGUGCUUCAAGAUCUUUGAGAAAAAAUGCACAGAAUUCUUCAGAUUCUAGUUUUGAUAAAAAUAUGGAAAUAACGGAGAAACAUGCUAAUGGCAGGCAUUUUACAAGGCAGUUGGCUAGACAGCAGGCUAAUACAAAAAAAGAAGAGUGCAAAGAUGACAAAGUGAUUCCAGUUACUCGAUCACUGAGGACUAGAGACAUUGUUCAAACUACAGAACACUUGCAUGAAGAGAAUGGUGAUGUUGAAGUUCGCCGAAGUUGUAGGAUUAGAAGUCGUUAUGGCAGUGUGAACCAGUCUGUGCUAUUUGACAAACUUAUAACAAACACUGCUGAAGCUGUACUUCAAAAAAUGGACGACAUGAAGAAGAUGCGUAGACAGCGAAUGAGAAAACUUGAAGACUUGGGAAUGUUUAAUAAAACAGAGGAAGGGAAUCUUAAUAUGUACACAAAGGGAAAACAAAAAGGUAUUCAAAGACCUGAUGAAGAAACAACUGAUAACCAAGAAGGCAGUGCAGAGUCAUCUGAAGAGGGUGAAGACCAAGAAGAUGAAGAAGAUGACGAUGAUGACGAUGAAGAAGACGGAGAAGAAGAUAAUCAGAAACGAUAUUAUCUUAGACAAAGAAAAGCUACUGUUUACUACCAGGCUCCAUUGGAAAAACCUCGUCACCAGAGAAAGCCCAAUAUAUUUUAUAGCAGCCCGGCUUCUCCAACAAGACCAAGAUAUCGAUUAUCUUCUGUGGGACCAAGAAGUCCUUACUGUAAACGAAUGAACAGGCGAAGGCAUGCAAUCCAUAGUAGUGACUCUACUUCAUCUUCGUCUUCUGAAGAUGAACACUUUGAGAGACGAAGAAAAAGGAGCCGUAAUAGAGCUAUAAGCAGUGAUGUUUUAGGUACCCUCAAAUAUCUACAAGUCAUGAAACCAAAUGGCUACUUCCCUCUAAAUCUAGUUCUUGUGGUUUAAGCAGGCCUGAGCCUGAGAGGUAAUUGGAGGAUCAGAUAACCCAUCUGUGCAGGAGCACAAGGCUUACACCACAGUUUGCAUCUGGUAUUGCUCUUUUGAUUGGCAAUUUGACCAUAAAAUUUUACAACUUCAUCAUUAAAGAGUGUCCAAGUGUGUAUACUUAACCCUCCUUCCUUCAGCAUUUUUCAAUAUAUCCAAAAAU
Messenger RNA from Manis javanica (Malayan pangolin), 2125 nucleotides. The record is from RefSeq and is a predicted model, not a curated record. Lineage: Eukaryota; Metazoa; Chordata; Mammalia; Pholidota; Manidae.